CCCUUCAAAUGACCAAUAAAAGCAAAUCAACAGGUAAAAAAAUUGAAUGAAACAUAAUAAGCACGCAUCACCUGCCUGACAACCGAAUCUCAUAAACAAAACAAGUCAGUAUAUAUAAACAAGGAUUGUUGCUAAAGAAACUCAUAAUUAUUAUUAUUUAAUCAUACUCUGCAUCGGUUUUGAAGAUUUAUUUUUCUUUUUUAAAAUUAUUAAGUUUUAUAAUGUAUGAGGAUAUAUUUGCGAAUUUUGACAAUAGUGAUUGGAUAGCAAGUGAAGAAGUUAUCAAAAUUGAUAAGGCAUUAGAGGAAUCGAAGAAAAUUCAAAGUAGUUUGGAAUCAUCAAUUUAUCAAGUUGAAAAAUUAAAAUCAAAAUACGAAACAGCAUCAAAUAGUUAUUCCUACAACUUUUCACUAUCAAAUCGUGCUUCACAUCACUGUUUUAAAGCUGAAUAUUUAAUUUUUAGCAUUUAUGAUGUUCAUCUAUCAAAAUUGUGCCAGAAACUUGAUUUAUAUUCACCGCAAAAACAGCACUUUCAUAGUCCACAGAAUCGACGACAUAGCAGAGUUCAGAAGAUAAAUUAUACACCUUCGAGCUGUUCAUCAUCGCCAUCAACAUCAUCAACAGAGCUUAUCAAUCAAUUGGAACUGGAAGAAGCUAGUUUUGAUUCAAAAUUCAUUGGAAAUGGAGAAAAAUCCUUCAUUUACAGCAACCGUUAUGAGACAAAGUCUGGCUUGCGAACACAUAAACAAUUAAUCAGAUCCUAUAAUCGUGCAAAGACGGAACGAAUUAAAUGUAAGAGAGAAAUUGAAGCUGCAUUGACAUCACUAGAUAAGGCAAUAACUUUAAGUACUAAUCGAGCAAUGGAGGCUAAGAAUUAUGGAUGGAUUAAGACAAGGAUGAGAACGCCUAUGAAAAGUUUAUCAGCAAGAAGAUCGAUAUCGUCAUCGAUGUGUAGAGUUAAGCCAUUAACACCAGUUCAAGUGAAAAGACCUCUUUCUACAUCUGUUAUUUUUUAAUUGACAAACUUUUUGGAUGCAUUAAUAUUAUUUUUAGUUGAUACUCAGAAUUCCUUAAUAAAUAUGUUGCUAAUUUUAUGGAUAUAUUUUAAUAAAGUAUUUU
Chironomus riparius is the source of this 1119-nucleotide messenger RNA. Lineage: Eukaryota; Metazoa; Arthropoda; Insecta; Diptera; Chironomidae. The record is from the annotation of a GenBank genome assembly.